Molecule: messenger RNA, 954 nt
Organism: Funneliformis caledonium
Lineage: Eukaryota; Fungi; Glomeromycota; Glomeromycetes; Glomerales; Glomeraceae
Source: the annotation of a GenBank genome assembly
AUGUCUUCUCAAAGAGUUAAUUCAGUGAACUCGAAUCCUUCACGUCCAAUUUGCAGGUAUUUUGUUAACGGAAAUUGUAACAGAGGGGAAAGUUGUCAUUUUUUGCACAUACAAGAAGAUAGUAGUAGUUCUCAAAGCAAUAGUAACAGUGAGGAUACUGCACAAUCCAACCAGAGUAAUGGGGAAAGUUCUUCCUCAACGUCGCAUAAGCCAAAUUCUAACUCGAGCCGCCAUAGAAAUAAGAGUGCUCCUGAAGAUUCACCGAUUUGCAGAUUCUUCUUGGAAAAUCGUUGUAUGUUUGGAGAGUCCUGUUGGAAUAGACAUGAAAAACCCGAGAAUGACACUAAUAUAGAGAAGGAGUAUACAUGUGCUAUUUGCUACGAAACUCCUAAAAUGUUUGGAUUGCUUGUACAAUGCGAUCAUAUAUUUUGUCGCAAUUGUAUACAAGAAUGGCGCAAAACAAGUAACGUCUCAAGUCCUUUUCAAGAUGUUGAUACCACCAAGACAUGUCCCGUGUGCAGAAAGAAUUCUCCAUACAUUGUCCCAUCACCUCGUUUUGCAAAAUCAGGAACUCAAAAGGAUCAAAUAAUUUCAACGUAUAAAGAAAAAAUUUCUCGUAUCCCUUGUAAAUACUUUGAAGAAUCUAGAACAUGCCCUUUUGCUGAUGCUUGCUUUUAUCAGCAUGCUAAUCCUGAUGGAACGAGAUGCAACUUGGGACCUCCUAUCAAACGAAAGAAGAGAUCAUAUCUUUCAAGCAAUUUCAGAUACAUGUCAGACAGUGAUAUCGAUUUGUCUAUCUCUGAAAUUAUUGGUGGUUUACACUUUAACUUUUCUAGUUGGGACGUUGAAAUGGAAUACGAUGAGAAUACUGGUGACUGGGAUACUCCAACGACAGACUGGGCUGGCAACACACAUGGGUGGGAUAGUUGGGAAACAGACAAUAUGGAAUGGUAG